GGUUUUUGAAUUGUGAUCCGUCCUUACAUUUAGUACCUUGUUAAAUUAUGACGUAUUUAAUAAAUAUAUUAAUGCCGGUUUUUAUAGUGACAUGAUUUGGUGAAAUUAAGACUUACAAUGUGGAGUGCAAGGCGGGGGCGUAGCGAGCGGAGAGCCGCCAUGAACGGCCCCGUGGAGGUGGUGGUGCUGAGCGACGCCUCGGGCCAGCUGGGCAGUGCAUCCGUGCUGGACCCGCAAACGGGCAACACGCUCAUCACGUACCGGGGCGGCGGGCCGGUCCCCGCCAGGGCGCUGGGCCUGCUGGGGGGCGACCACGUGCUGUGCGCGGACGAGAAGAGACCGCUGCUGCAUGCGUGGGCGCUGCACAGCCAGGAGCCGGUGCACCGGGGCGUGCGGCUGGUGACGCCGGGGCGCGUCGCCGCGCUGGCGGCCUCGCCGGACGGCACCCACGUGGUGGCGGCUGUGGCGGAGAAGCUGCACGUCUGGCAGGUGGCGUCCGGCUGCAUGGUGGGCGUGGCGGAAGGCCACGCGGGCGCCGUGACGGCGGUGCGGUUCCUGGACGACGGCUCGCACUUUGUGUCGGCCGGCGAGGACUGCGCGGUGGCCGUGUGGUCGCUGGCGCAGCUGGCGAGCGUCGGCCGGGCGGCGGUGCACGAGCCGGGGAGGCGGACGCCGCCCCGCCACGUGUUCCGGGACCACAGCCUGCCCGUGUCGGACCUGCAUGUGGGCGCUGGCGGCGCGCGGGCCCGGGUCUUCACCGCCUCGGCCGACCGCACCUGCAAGGUGUACGAUCUUUCGUCCGGCACCCUGCUGCUGACCGUGGUCUUCGACCGGUGCCUGACCGCCGUCGCGGCGGACGCCCUGGAGGGCGAGGCCUUCGUGGGGACUGCCGCCGGGGACAUCUUCCAGUUCAGCCUCCGCGACCCGCCCAGGGGACGCGAGCAGCUGGUCCACCGUGACGAGGCCAAGAUGUUCGUGGGCCACACUGGCGCGGUGACCUGCCUGUCCGUCUCCCUCGACGGCGCGACGCUGCUCUCGGGGUCCAGUGACCGCAGCGUGGUCCUGUGGGACGUGCCGAGCCGGCAGGCCGUGAGGACGCUGCCGUGCAAGGGCGCCGUCAGCAACGCCUUCUUCCACCUGGCCCCCCGGCGGCUGUUCUCUGAGCCGUCUGGGCCGCGAGUUACCCUGCACAGUCUCCAGCGGAGCACGCUCGCCAACGCGAGGGAGCUGGUGGUGGACGUGGUGACCACAGAGGAGACCGGCCUUGAACCGGAGGACCCGUCCGCGUCCUUGGAGGACGCGAGCAGUGAGCUGGAGCACGUCCGGACGAUCGCGGAGCUCAAGAAGAUCAACGCGCUCCUGUACAAGUUCGCGGCCGAGAAGCUACUGCAGCCGUUCACGGACGCGGUUGGGCAGACGGACGAGACGGCAGCAGACGACCCCUCGUCAGUUCAGAACAAGAAGAGGAAGAAGAGAAUCAAGAAGAAGAAAGCCAAGAAUAAAUAUAAGAUACUGUGAUGCAUUCUAUCCACGGAUAAAAAAAUUCCAAGACAUUAAACUAAUGUAAAUGAAGGUUUUUUUUAAAUUUGUUCAUGACUUUUUUUUUUUGCUGAUUCUAUUGUAUGUUCGCUCUGGAAAGUACAGUAAAUACAUCACUGAUGGUUUUUGUCAUUCCUAGCCUUGUUUUUUUCCCCCCUAAACGUGGUGUUUUUGUCUAUGUAAACUGUUAUUAAAAUGCGUCAGUGGAUGAUGCAGGUUUAAUCUUGGUUUCGCUGAAUAGGUACACUCUCAAUAGAAGGUCUUUGGGUUGAUCGCUCAAUUUUGUUUACAGGAAAUAAAUUUUUUGAGCUACAAAAUUAUUAUUAUUCUCUUCAUCUCAUAGGGUAAAUCUACUUGCGAAGGACUAUAUGCAAGAUUUUAUGGGUUAAUUUUCUAAAACAAGAGAUUUUGGUGUUACUUUUUUUUAGUUUUGUAUGAUAUCUGUUCAGUAAAAAAAGUAGCAUAUUACUGAACAAAUGUGACACUUAAAUGUUCCGUGGUUCUAAUU
Messenger RNA from Bacillus rossius redtenbacheri, 2047 nucleotides. RefSeq names its product WD repeat-containing protein 18. Gene Ontology annotation, biological process: DNA-templated DNA replication; rRNA processing. The transcript has 2 exons. The record is from RefSeq and is a predicted model, not a curated record. Lineage: Eukaryota; Metazoa; Arthropoda; Insecta; Phasmatodea; Bacillidae. The coding region runs from base 118 to 1518 and encodes 466 amino acids. Gene Ontology annotation, cellular component: nuclear pre-replicative complex. Gene Ontology annotation, molecular function: protein binding.